AGGCUUUUCCUCAUUCUCUCCCUGUAAAAUCCGAUACAACAGCCCGGAAUCCUCCGUUCAGCAUCCGUCAUCUAGCCGGUCGGAAGAACAAUUACUCAGCUGGUGGAUUUAAUUGAAUCGAUUCAACCAUCACGAAGUCACCUCCUUAUUCAAUGAAAGGUGUUCACUACGAUGGCGCCACCAAGUAGCGCCGCCGCCGCCCUUUCUUCAAGAUAAUCUCUAAGAGCCUUCUCACCAAUAACAUAAAAGGUGGACGUACAAGUUGUUGUACAGGAAAGUUUCAGGGGUUUUUGAUGAGUUUUUGUUUAGCAUUUCUUAUGUUGGCGCAUUCGAGUAGUGCUCAUUCUGUUUCCAAAGAACUGGCAAAUGAAAAAGAUAAGGUCAUGACUGAUGCUGACAGCAGACUUCCUACUCAGUUAUCACCAAUUGAAAUAAGUAGUUCGAAUAAGGAAUUGGAAUGGAUAGAUCGGCAACAAAAAGUUAAGGAGGCUUUCAGCCAUGCAUGGUCUGGAUAUAAGAAGUUUGCAAUGGGUUAUGAUGAGUUUAUGCCACUCAGCCAGCAGGGAGUUGACGUGUUAGGAGGUCUAGGUGCCACUAUUGUGGAUGCUCUUGAUACUUCUAUGAUAAUGGGGUUAGAUGAAGUUGUUUCUGAAGCAGGCUUGUGGAUUGAGUCAGACCUUUCAGAAAGGAUUAGCAGGAAACAUGAAGUUAGUUUAUUUGAAACUACAAUACGAGUUUUAGGUGGCCUUCUGAGUGCAUAUCAUUUGAGUUCAGGAGAUCAGGGGAUGAACAUAACACAUAAGGCGCUUAAAGGCCCUAAACCAAUUGUUUAUCUAGAUAUUGCCAGAAAUUUGGCUGAUCAUCUGCUAUCUGCCUUUACUUCCAGUCCAACCACUUUUACUGAUGUUGUCUUACAUGAGUCUUCUGCCCACGGCAGAAUUAGCUGUACUGCAGAAGUUUCCACUUUACAGCUUGAGUUUAAUUACCUCAGUACAAUUUCUGAUGAUUUAAAGUAUUGCAGGGAAGAUGUGAAACAAUAAUAAUCUAUCUAAAGAUGAAACAAGAUCCUUAAAAGUCUAUCAAAGGAAUAGUGCAUGAUUGAUUUCUUGUUUUUUAUCAGGAGAGAUACCUCCAAUAGCAUAGAAUGAGAUAUUAUUUUUGGUAUUUAAAAAUAUGCCAGAUUUUUGCAUGUUGCUAAUGUGCUAAUGAUGUUUGAUCUGCCUUCAUACAAUAAACGUCAAAGCAAUUAUAUCUCUUACUCGUGUGUUGAGAUCUAUCAGCUAGGCUGUCCAGCUAGGGUUGCUUUCUUCAAUCACUUGAGCCAAUGAUAUAUGGUGUAGAAAGAUUCAAUUCAAUCUGUUGGCACUUUGCAGAAUCAACCAUUGGCUUUAAGUCAUAAUUUUCUAUGUUCUAUGUUUGUCCUUGGUGGUGAUAGUUACAUUUUUCCGAAGGAACUCUUUAAUAUUGAAUAAAUAUCAAUGUAACCC
Molecule: messenger RNA, 1487 nt
Organism: Rubroshorea leprosula
Lineage: Eukaryota; Viridiplantae; Streptophyta; Magnoliopsida; Malvales; Dipterocarpaceae
Source: the annotation of a GenBank genome assembly